CCGCCUCUCCGCUUGCUCCAGCCUCCGCCGCUUCAGCUUCCCGAGCGAGCCCUGCGGCCGCCGGAGCAGCUCCCGCGGCGGAGCAGGAGCCGGAUGGUCAGAGGAGCCCGGCAGCCCCAGCAGCCGCGGAGUCGCCUGGCCCCCAGACUGACUGGCACAGUGGAGAAACCACCUCGAAAACGGAAAAGCAGGACUGAAUUUGCUCUUAAGGAAAUCAUGUCCUCUGGAGGUGCUGAAGAUGACAUCCCACAGGGAGAGAGGAAAACCGUUACAGAUUUUUGUUACCUUCUGGAUAAAUCCAAGCAGCUGUUCAAUGGGUUAAGAGAUUUGCCACAAUAUGGGCAGAAGCAGUGGCAGUCCUAUUUUGGAAGAACUUUUGAUGUUUACACCAAACUCUGGAAGUUCCAGCAGCAGCAUCGACAAGUCUUGGAUAAUCGGUAUGGCUUGAAGCGGUGGCAAAUAGGGGAAAUUGCUUCUAAGAUUGGGCAGCUAUACUACCAUUAUUACCUGCGUACAUCUGAGACCAGCUAUCUGAAUGAAGCUUUCUCCUUCUACUCUGCCAUCAGACAGAGAUCAUAUUAUUCUCAAGUCAAUAAAGAGGACAGACCUGAGCUGGUAGUUAAGAAGCUACGAUACUACGCAAGAUUUAUAGUAGUUUGUCUGCUUCUCAACAAAAUGGAUGUUGUGAAGGAUCUGGUAAAGGAACUCUCAGAUGAAAUUGAAGAUUAUACUCACCGCUUUAAUACUGAAGAUCAAGUGGAAUGGAACCUGGUUCUUCAAGAAGUAGCAGCUUUCAUUGAGGCAGACCCUGUGAUGGUAUUAAAUGAUGAUAAUACAAUUGUUAUCACAUCUAAUCGCCUUGCUGAAACGGGAGCCCCAUUGCUGGAACAGGGCAUGAUUGUGGGACAGUUGUCUCUGGCUGAUGCACUCAUUAUUGGUAAUUGUAAUAACCAGGUUAAGUUCAGUGAACUAACUGUCGACAUGUUCCGGAUGUUACAAGCCCUGGAAAGGGAGCCAAUGAAUUUAGCUUCCCAGAUGAAUAAACCAGGAAUGCAGGAAUCAGCUGACAAGCCUACCAGGAGAGAGAACCCUCACAAGUAUCUGCUCUACAAACCAACCUUCAGCCAGCUGUACACAUUCUUAGCAGCAUCUUUUAAGGAGCUGCCUGCCAAUAGUGUGCUUCUGAUUUACCUGUCAGCCACUGGCGUUUUCCCCACAGGUCGUUCUGAUAGUGAAGGACCUUAUGAUUUUGGAGGGGUACUUACUAAUAGCAACCGGGAUAUUAUAAAUGGAGAUGCCAUCCACAAACGCAAUCAAUCCCACAAGGAAAUGCACUGCCUUCAUCCUGGAGAUCUCUAUCCCUUCACAAGGAAGCCCCUGUUCAUCAUUGUGGAUUCGUCCAAUAGUGUUGCAUAUAAGAAUUUCACAAACUUAUUUGGACAGCCACUAGUCUGCUUGCUUUCUCCUACAGCAUAUCCAAAAGCUUUACAAGAUCAAUCUCAACGAGGUAGCCUCUUCACUCUCUUUUUGAACAAUCCUCUAAUGGCCUUCCUAUUUGUCUCUGGAUUGUCAAGCAUGCGUAGAGGCCUAUGGGAAAAGUGUCAAGAAUAUCUUCGAAAAAUCAACCGCGAUAUUGCCCAGCUACUGACCCAUUCACGUUCAAUAGAUCAGGCAUUUCUCCAGUUCUUUGGAGAUGAAUUUCUUCGCUUGCUUCUCACAAGGUUUAUCUUCUGUUCAGCCACCAUGAGGAUGCACAAGAUUUUUCGGGAAACACGAAAUUACCCAGAAUCAUAUCCACAACUGCCAAGGGAUGAAACGGUGGAGAACCCUCACCUCCAGAAGCACAUUUUGGAGUUAGCAUCCAUUCUGGAUGUGCGAAACGUGUUCCUUGAGAAUACCAUAGACGACUAUUAAAACAAAAAUCCUCCUGUUGAAACAAGUUUUCAUUUGCCACAGAUUUUAAAUGGUGCAGUUUUCUAAUGUGAUGACAGACACAUAGUGGUGUUAUUUAGUUUUUAUUUUUCAAUUUUAGGACCACCAUUUUAAAAACAAACUGAAAAAAGUUGUUCAACCUUUUAGGGUAACUGUUUUAAAAUACAAUCUUUCAGGUCUUUUAAAAACUCAAUUAAUCUUGGAAUUUUUAUUUUUUGGUUUUGAGGUAUGGAUACUUACCUCUAACAUCUAAUCCUACACUCAAAGAGUCACUAUUCUCACCCUGAGAAGAGUAAAUCAUUUAUUUUUGUAUAAUGAGGAAAAUCCAACUCUUAUACUUGGACCUUAAAUAUGUGGAUUUGGAAAAUAUGUAAUUGUUCACAAAGAUGAAACUAGCCAGCAUGGACUACUAAAAAUCAAGAAUAGAGCCCUUCCAUAAUGUUUCUUUUCAUUCCAAUUUAGUAGAUUGAAAAAUGUGUGAUUCUUUGAAGCAUAAUCAAGAUAGUUCUUGAAAGCAUUUAAUUUGUUUAAAUGCUGUCAAAAUUUCAGAAACUGUAUAGGAUUGAUUUGCAUCUGAAAAGCUAAAUCUUUAGUUGGGGGUCUCGAGGUGAUAAAUAUCAUUUGGAAUGUUUGAGUCCUGUGUUAUCAUGAGAUAUGUUUGCAUUUUUUCUUUUCCUUAUAGUCUUUGAAUGCUGGAAGUGAAAAAGAACAACUUUUAAAUCUUUCAGUCAAAACAUCAGAUUGUCAGUUUCAUAAUACAGUGUUCCCAUAGGAAUUCCAUUUAAACUCUUAUUAAUGAAUGAGAUCAAGUUUAAAGACUGUCUAGAUUGAAGUCUGUGGCAUACAGUACAGAGAUUGUAAUCUUUUUUUGCCUAGUUCAGAUUUAUGAGACUUCAAAGCCAGAGAUGUUAUUAAUUUUAGUUGAAGGUAACUGAAUUGUUAUUUAACCUAAAAUGGAAGUUGCUUUUGCAUUGACAAUUUGGAAAUAAGAAUUUUAAAACUCCUUAUAUUUACUAUUUUAUAUUUCAUGCACAAGUUUUUUAUUAUUUUAUAUAGGACUCAGUAUAUAAUAUAAAGAUUUUUGUAUUUUUUUUCUUCCCUUUCAUCUCCUUCAUAAUUUCACAGGCACUAGGUAUGAUUUCUUUCCCUUCUUUUGACUCUACAACAUUCAAGUUCAGAAUUCUAUGAAUCAAAAGCCCUUCUACCUAAUUUUCUGUACAGGCUCACAUUCUACCUCUGGCAGUCCCAGGGGAAAUGAGGUAUUUGCUUUUAGUGCCUCUUUCCUAUGUCCCUAAGGAAAUUUUACUGUAAUAUUUUUAACUUGGUUUUUAUUUCUGACAUAGAGAAUUAUUUGGGUCUAAGUUAUUCAUAUACCUGUUCCAGUUUGUUGAUUUUUCAUCUGAAGUCUUGAAGUUAUUCUUGGGUUUGGGAGACUUUGUGGGUUUUUUUAAUAAUUUUUUAAAAGUCAGUUUUGUUUGUUCUUUUAAACAUUAUUUCAGAAGGCUUUAGAAAAGUUUCCCUGGAAAGAGAUUUCCUUUGCUAGUGGGUUUUUAUUAUCAGAUAAAGACGGCUUUCCUUUUUUUUUUUCCUCCUAGUACCUUAAGAAAUUUCAUAGCUUUCCUUUCAUAACAGUGUUCACCUGGACUUCAGCAAUAGACUGUCCUUAGUCAUCUGACCUCUUGUUUCAAUUCCCAUGAAGUUCUGUGCCAGUAAUGCUCUUAGCAACACAUAUUCUCCUGUUCUCUGAUGCUUAAAAUAAUAUUUAUCAUCCUGAGCUUUAUCCUCACCUGAUUAACAUAAAGAACACUGGUUUGAGAACUAGGAGACCUGAGUUCUAAUCCUGGCUUUCCUGGUAACUAGCUUAAUGCCCUUUGACAAGUGUCUUCAUGUCUCUGCUUUUUAGGACUCUCGUCUGUAAAAUGAAGACAUUGGCCUAAGGUUCUACCCAGUUCUAUUGUUCUGUUACUUGAACUCUUGGUUCCAAAAGAUACUGACUUUCCUACCCCUGACACCUGAAAAAUUGGUUUCCCUUAUUUUAGUGUACCCAACAUUUUCUUUUCUAGAUCAUUUUUACCUAGUUUUUGUUCAAGAAAAUAUCUGGGUCCCACUUAGUUGUUGUAGAAACUAGUUCAGAGAGAGAAUCUCUAGAAGAAAUUAGAGCUUUUGUUAUUAGGAACAUGUUUGUCUAAGAAUAAGGGGUCUUCGAACUCACAACUAGUGUUUAGAUGAUGAUAUUUCUCCUUAAGCUAAUAGUGUAAUUCCUUAAUGGUGGUUAAAAAUUUUAAGUGAACUGAAGUGAUCUUGAGAGGAAAACUGUGCUAGAAAAUUCUAAACUAUUGUUUCAUUCAUGCCUUCAAAAAAAUGUGUAUUGAGCAACAACUGUACUCAAGAUUUUGUUCUAGACAUUGGUGAAACAGACAAAGUAGACUUAAAAGUCCUUGUCUUCAUGAAGCUUAUAUUCUAGUAGGAGGAAUCAGGCUAUAAAUAUAAUAAAUAAGUAAAUUUGUUAGAAAGUUUUAAAUAGUAUGAAGAAAAUUUAGAGCAUGGUAAGGGAAAUUUUUCGUUUAUUUUUAGGCAGAGAAUGUUUCAAUGAGUGAUCAGGGUAGGCCUUAUUGAGAAGGUUACAUUUGUGCAAACACUUGUAUUCCUUUGUCUUUUCUUUCUUCCUUCCUUUCUUUCUCUCUUUCUUUCCCUCUUUCUUUCUCUUUCUUUCUUUCUUUCUUUCUUUCUUUCUUUCUUUCUUUCUUUCUUUCUUUCUUUCUUUCUUUCUUUCUUUUUAUUAUGGAAAUUUAAAACAUACACAGAGUUUUAAUGAACCCUCUUGUACCCAUUAUCCAGCUUCUACAUUUUAAGUGCUUACUUUAAUCAAGGAAGAGGAAAUGAAAAAGGACAAUCACUCUAUGGGCUCAAGAUGGCAAUGUCAGAGAAUCUCAUUUUGUCGUUAUAUACUGCUCCCCUUUAUGAAUAUUAAAAUAUUAAACGCUUUAUUUUUAGAAUUCAUAGAAAUUUAAAUUUUGGAACUAAGAACAAAGCAAAGCAAUGGAAAAGAGCACUUCUUUGCUUUCAAAUUGCACAAACUCCCCCCUGGAGAUUCUGAUACAGUCUCUCACCUCACUUAAGAAUGACUGUAAACAAAAUAGUGUAAGAGUGCAAGAAGUCAUAUACAAAACAAAAUUAAGCACAAUGGAAUUGUUUUCUCCUUCUUUAUCCAUGUAUUUCUGAAGUUGAUAAAGCAUCUGUCUUCCCUAAUUUACAGAAGAGAAAGCUGAGACCCCAAAAAACUGUCGUUUUUUUUUUUCAUAAAGAUGGAGCUAGAACUAAAACUCAAAUCUCCUAAUCUCAGCCCAGUCUUUCCGGUAGCUCAGGUUGCUUUCUGUAAUGAACAAGAAAGAAAUAAUUAGAGAUUUAUAUUUUGGCACAAAAGUUAUGGUAUUUUUUUAAUAUAUCAAAUAUUGAAACCAGUAAAUCAAUCAGCCCUAGCAAAUUUUUAUUUAUUAAUUAUAAAAAAUCCACAAGUCAGACAUUUUAUCUUUGAUUUUAGCCAGGAUAUAUUCUUUGUGUAUGUGUGUGGUGUGUGUGUGUUUUCUUCCUAGGAAGUGGUGCUCUCAAAAACCUCUCAAAGCACAUAGAAUUUAUUGUACCCUUUAUAUUUGUACCAAGUUGAAAUGUUUUGAGAUUAUAAAAGCAAAGUGCAAUCUAGUCGUGACUGAAAUUUUCCUGGUAAAGGAUCUGGGUUUUAUUUUUUCCUCACUUGUGGCUACUAUGCUUUGUUUUCUUCUCGCAGUAGAAUUCCCUAAAACAGAUUAGGUGGUGAUUGAACUGAAUUUCUUUGAGGAAAAGGGAAGAGCAACAAAUCUGACUUACAUAUCAAUUAUGGAAGCUUUCGUUAGCAUUCUUCUCCAAGUUUAAUCUCUGACCUGUGUGAGUUAGUAACUUUCUGUCUCUUAGAAGGGUUUUGGACUCAGUUGAAAAAUCUUGUACUUAGUCAUCCACAGAGACUUAUUGUCAGUCUGAUAUACAGAGAACAUUCUGGACAGGAAAUAUAGUAAGGUACCAAGGUCUGCAGACCUGGCUACUGCCUGUGAUUCAGAACCACCUCCCCACCCUAAGUGAGUAAAAAGAUUUGAUAUGAAUAUGAAUGGCAUGAAUCUCCUGGUGAUAUUUGGAGUGUAUAUGUUCCUAUAUGUUUGUUUGGAGAGUAUUAAGGGUAUUUACAUUGAGGGCUCUUUUGUUGUCCUUAUUUAUUUGAAAUUCUUAUUUUAUUUGCAGUGGCAUGUAUAUAUUUUCGUGAUGCUAAAUGCAAUCUCUGUGUAUACUUUUUUGUAUAUAUGUACAUAUUUGUAAAUAUAUGGUAUGCAAUGAUACAGUAUGUGUAUAUUAUAUACCCAUACCCAUUGUGGGCUGACGUUAUUUAAGUUCUGUGAGGACAUCAUAGUGGCAUUGUUCAUGCUGCUGUAAUUAGGUUGUGGCUGUAUCCCAAUCAUGAGCCUCUAUUUUGAGGGGCUUGUGUCUGGGUAAAAUGGGCUACUUUGGAGUUGAAAUUAGGAUACAAAGAUCUUAACAGAAAGCUGGAUAUUCUUAGCUUUAAAAUCAUCUGCCAGUUUCCAUUUAAACUGAUGAUAAAUUAGUGAUAUAAACCUGAAAAACCUAAGUAUGUGAAACUGAGACACCAGCAGGUUCUUAAGCUAUAUUAGUCCUUUAUUUUCUUGACUGUAGUUGGGUGUUAUUACUUAGUAACAUAUGUAUUUAUAUUAGAAUCAAGAGGCAGUGGAAAAAAUUACUUUGAUCAUAUUUCAAAAUAGAUAAGAAAAUGUCCUUUAAAUAGGGAAAUAUGUACCUAGUUGCCAUUUUAAUUUUGGAACUAUCAUUUUUUCAGCAGUGUGUCUCAUUUUAUAUGUCUCUGUGAGGCAGAAAAAGGGGCAUUAGGUAGGGGAAGGCUUUACCUAGGUGGGGUCGAAUUUAAUGAAGAACAGGAGGUUGAUAACCUGUAUAUGUUUGCAGUAGCUGUGAUUAAUUUAGUCCUGUCUUGGCAUUUGCAGCUAUAUAUUUUUCGUAUUGGAACUGCAUAUCAAAGAUGAGUACAUUCAUCUGAGAAAAUGUUUCCAGUGAAUAAAAUGCCUCCAGUUGUAUUUCUUUGUCUCUAUGAGACCACUCUGUUCUGUAAAUUGAUAUAUUCACACAUGAAGUAGGAUUCUGAAUGUCAGGUGCAUGGCAUGCUGUAAAAGGGGCCUUCAAACCUCCACCAAGAGUGACAAGUGGGGGAGGAUAAGAGGAUAGUAAACAUGUGUGGUGCCAAGUGGUGAACCUGUGGAAUAUCACAGAGAUCAAUGUUCGGUUACUCCUGUCUUCACGGAGCAUGUUUAUCUGCAUGGAAGAGUGUAGGAGAUGUUUAAAAUACACUUGAAUACAUUCACCACAAAAAUUAAGUAGGGGUUAUUUUUUGCAUGGUAAAAUAUAACUGCAAACAACUGGUUACCCCAUUAUUCUUCAGAAGAUUAAAUUUACCUGAUCCAAUUUUAAGUUAUCUUAAAAAGUUGAGUCAGUUCUACUGUCCCCUCAGAUGUUACAUUUGCCUCUUCAUUGUAUUUUUCAUAUAACAGCCAAUUGUACAUAACACUUCUCAAUUACAAUAUGAAAUUUUAAAUAAAGUUAUAAUAGCCUAUUUCUUAAACACAUAUUGAAAUUUAGUAAUGUACUAUUACUAAGAAAAUCAGUGAAAACAUUCACAGUGUCUGAUGUUCUGUUGUUUUAGUAACCAAGUCAUUUAUUGCAACUGGAGAAUAGCAGAAGAGAUGUUACGCUAUUUAAAAUUCAUGGAACUGUCUCACGCUUAACGUGGACAUUGAUUUGAGGAGAGUAGCAGCAAUAAAAAGUGUAGUACGUGAGACUGACAUUGUGAAUAUGACCUCUGACUCUCUAACAGUUGUCAAGCCAGACACUUUGCAGUUAAAUAAGAACUGCUUGGAAAACCAAGCCCUCUCCCCCUAUUUUCCUGCAGUUUUAGACAUUGAUACUUUAUACCUGUUCCUGCUGUGCUUCCAGUUCUUUUCUGGAUACUGUGACUUUACCUUAAAGAAAAAAAAUUUUUAAGGCAAUUCAUCUUCCUCAGACUAGAAUUUCAAAACAUAUUACAGUGUCCCAGCUUCACUGAAUUUUUGAACACAGAUUUAUUAAACAUGCCUUGUGUUUAAGGAAGAAUAAUUAAUGUGUGAAUGGAAUCAAUCCUUGAAGAGAAGGGUGUCAGGAUGAUGUAGGGGGACAUGCCCGUAAAUGGGUAAAAAUAAAUGUAUUAAAUUAAGUGUAACUAAUUUGUUGAUGCAUAGAAAUAUUUCCUUUGGAAUUCUGUAGAUAUGAAAUGUUUUCUUAAGCUAAAAUUGGUAUUUUUCACUUAUAAAUUUGGUGCAAUAUUGACUUUUGAGAAGAAUUCCAUUUCUGUAUGACAUUGUUACUUAAUCACUGAUUGAAGCACCAUUUCUUAAUUUAAAAAUAUUUUUGUUAAUUUGUGUUUUUUAAAAGUUAUUUUUAAAGUUAAUUAUCGAAUGAUUCUGAGCAGUAUGAUUUUUUUUAAAGACAUAUUUGAACAGGACUUUCAGAGUUUUUUAGUAGUUUGAGGUAUAUUAAUUCUGUACUCCAGAUUAAUCAUAAAGCCUGAAUUUGGUCAUAGAACAGACUAUAAAUUGGGAAUGUUUUCCUAUUUUGGUGAGCAAUUCCAGUCUAUAUCCUAAGACAAUCAUCUUUUUAGAUGUAGUAUUGUUUAUUGAGACAUUGGUAAUUUCAGGGUUCAGAUUUUUUUCACUUUUCUGAUAGGCUUAUGGAAUGAAAGUUAAUAGACUGAGUGUUUACGUCACUUUUCAGAAUGAGAUGGGGAAUUAUAGCUAGCCUUCCUUUAUGUCUGCAGUAAAUAAUAUUUAAAAUUUUAUGUUAUAUUACUAAUAUUCUUUUCUCUUUUGAAACUGUCAUGAAUGUCCACUUAUCCGUGAUUGAAAAUUAAGAUUUGUAAACAUACAAUUUAACCCAUAAGUCUUCUCAAACAUCAAAUCAGUAAGCUCAACCAUUGUAAAAUGUGAAAUGAUCAUAUAUAAUCCCAAAGCAAAUAUUUCCAAACCAUAUAGAAGUAAACAGCACUCUAUUUAAAUAAAAAAUCUUAUUCCUGCCCUUCUUUGCAUGUUACUGACUUUUUUCUAGAUUAUGUGUUGUGAUGUAUUAAAAAUCUGCAGGAAAAAUUGCUUAAAAUGUUCUAGGGCAAUAAGAAUUUUUAUUACUAUUUCUUGCAGAAUAAGGUUUUUAAAAACUGUUUAUUUUUUAUUGAAAAUAACUUAAUGGUUCAGUAAAAUAUUUUAGGACUUUGUGUUUGUGGCUUUUUAUAGUUAUCUGGUUACAUUCCUUUUGUUGCAUAGAUCACACGGCUAGUUCUCCAGCUGUUUUUUAUUUGUUGUUUUUUAAUAAACCUUGCCACUCAACAAUCAAAGAGAGAGAUUUUGGAGCCUUCUUCCUGUCAAAGUAGAAAGGUCUUAGUUGUAAUAGGAAAGGCAGAUGCAAUGUCCUACCACUUUCAUAGUAGAGCUUACAAGUGAAGGAAUUUAUCCAUAUAGGUUAUCUUCACUGUGCAGCACCAGUAAAAAUAGUGGUUUCAUUAAUCAUGGAAUGUGAUGAAGCAUUUUUAAAUCAUUUCCUACUUUGCUCUAAAGAAUUUUUGUCAUUUCAGGCCACAUCAUUAUUUUCUCUGAGUAGUUUCCAUUGUAAGGUUGAAUACCUUUUUCUGUAUUCAAAUCAUCACUAAAGGUUAAGAUAAUCAAAUAGGAGUUAAAAUAAGUUAUAUUUGAUCUUUUUUCCCUGAAAAUAAUGGUGAACCUAUUGUCUAUAUUAUGGAUAUUAGGCAGAAAUGCACUUGUUUCAAUCAUAGCAGAAAUUACAUUUGGAGAAUAUAAUUACUUGAUUUUCUAGUGGUGUGAAAUACUUUUUAAAAAUUGUGCUUGUCUGUAACUGAAAUGUUAUAGAAUUGUAACACUAUAAGGAUUAUAGAGUUAUAUUUAUUAGCUCUCUUCGAGAGAUUGAAGCACAAUAAUUUUCACGUAACAGUUCUUAUCCAAGUGCUGCUAAUCUGUUGUGCAAAAAAUGAAGCUAUUUGGUUGCCUAUCUAGCUACUCACAAAUCACUGUAAUCCUUGAAGUGUAGUCUUGUUGCUCAUUUGUGUUAAAUUUUGGGUAUUGUGGGUUAAUACUUUAGAACAAAAUCCAUCAACUCAGCUCUGUGAGACAACAAACCAUUUGGAUUCACUAGUUUUAUAUGUGUUCUCUGUAGAAUUAAAUUUGAAGGGGCUCUUCACUACCAAUGACUAAGGGGGAAAAUUAUAUUGUCAAUAUCAUUUCACUUGAACAAUUGUGGUAUUGUAAAAGUCUUAUCUGUUGUGUUUCUAAAUUAUGCUUAAGCCAUACAUACUCUUAAGGAUGUUUUCCUAUUGUAUUCCUUUUCAGCAGCCUUUGUCUGUUAUGGUUAAUACGUUAUAGAUUUUAGAAAUUGAGAAGUUAUUGAACAUUUUAUUUUCUUGAUCAUCACUUUUGACUCUUGUAUGAUAUGAGAUUGGUCAUAAAGGAUAGCAAGCCUUUCACUACUUCACUAAAUGAAUUUCAGAGUAAACACUGUGAUUCUGCAGAGUGGGUUCAGUAGGCCCUUGUCUUUCCAAUGUUUUCUUCUGUUAUGUGGUGCCUACCAUCUUGAGGGCGCUUAAGGAUGGAGAGUUAAAUAUUGUUUUGAUGUUUAUUGAAUAACAAGAUUACAGAAUAUUUGAUUUUUGUUGUCAGUGUAUUGAAGACAUUUUUGCAUUGAUAAAUGUUCUCUCUAGGAAUGUGAUUACAUUCAUCAGGUGUGAACUCCUGUAAAUGAAUUUUGUAUCUUGAAUUCACGUAUAUAUUAAGUGUAUCAUCGAUAUAAAAAUAAACAUUAUUUGCUUAAAGUU
This is a messenger RNA of Hippopotamus amphibius kiboko, 10888 nucleotides long. It is a transcript of the gene SCAI, whose product is annotated as suppressor of cancer cell invasion. Gene Ontology annotation, molecular function: transcription corepressor activity. The record is from RefSeq and is a predicted model, not a curated record. Gene Ontology annotation, biological process: DNA-templated transcription. The transcript is spliced from 18 exons. The coding region runs from base 94 to 1914 and encodes 606 amino acids. NCBI's taxonomy places the organism in Eukaryota, Metazoa, Chordata, Mammalia, Artiodactyla, Hippopotamidae. Gene Ontology annotation, cellular component: nucleus.